Mercurialis annua (annual mercury) is the source of this 2384-nucleotide messenger RNA. RefSeq names its product DNA polymerase eta. Gene Ontology annotation, cellular component: nucleus; replication fork; site of double-strand break. The transcript is spliced from 17 exons. Gene Ontology annotation, molecular function: damaged DNA binding; DNA-directed DNA polymerase activity. Lineage: Eukaryota; Viridiplantae; Streptophyta; Magnoliopsida; Malpighiales; Euphorbiaceae. Bases 87 to 2189 code for a protein of 700 amino acids. Gene Ontology annotation, biological process: error-prone translesion synthesis; response to radiation. The record is from RefSeq and is a predicted model, not a curated record.
UACGGGACGGAGGGAGUACAAUAGAAGAACUGUAAUAAUUAUGGAGGGAAAAGGAAUUUAAUUAAGAAGAAGAAGAGGAGGAGAAAAUGCCAGUAGCAAGACCGGAAUCAUCAGAUUCUAGAAUUAUCGCACACGUCGACAUGGAUUGCUUCUACGUUCAAGUGGAGCAGAGAAAGCGGCCGGAGUUGAGAGGUUUGCCCAGUGCUGUUGUACAGUAUAAUGAGUGGAAAGGUGGAGGUUUGAUUGCUGUUAGUUACGAGGCUCGAAAAUUCGGAGUCAAGCGUUCGAUGCGAGGUGAUGAAGCAAAGGAAGUUUGUCCUCAGAUUCAGCUUGUUCAAGUCCCUGUGGCACGUGGUAAAGCUGACCUAAAUGACUAUCGCAAUGCUGGUUCCGAGGUGGUGUCUAUUCUUGCAAGAAAGGGCCGAUGUGAAAGGGCGUCAAUUGAUGAAGUUUAUCUUGACCUUACCGAUUCUGCUGAAGCUAUGUUAAAAGAAACACCUCCUCAUAGCUUGGAUACAAUAGACGAAGAAGUUCUGAAAUCACAUAUUUUGGGCCUUAAGAAUGAGAAUGGAAAUGAUGCCAAAGAAAACGUGAGGGAGUGGAUUCGUAGGAGUGAUGCUGAUUAUCGAGACAAAAUGUUAGCUUGUGGGGCUAUCAUAGUUGCAGAACUUAGGAUGCAAGUUUUGGAGGAGUCUGAAUUUACAUGCUCUGCUGGUAUUGCUCAUAAUAAGAUGUUGGCCAAACUUGCUAGUGGUAUGAAUAAACCUGCACAACAAACUGUUGUACCCUUCGUUUCUGUAAAAGAAUUGCUUGAUCCAUUGCCAAUCAAGAAAAUGAAACAGCUUGGAGGGAAACUGGGCUCUUCGCUUCAAUGUGACUUGGGUGUGAAUACUGUUGGAGAUCUGCUGCAGUUUUCUGAGGAGAAGCUACAAGAUCGUUAUGGAAUUAACACUGGUACAUGGUUGUGGAACAUUGCUAGAGGCAUCAAUGGGGAAGAAGUUCAGGGGCGCCUUCUCCCAAAAAGCCAUGGUUCUGGGAAGUCAUUCCCUGGUCCUCGGGCACUAAAGACGGUUGGUUCGGUUCAACACUGGCUAGAUCAACUUUGUGAAGAGCUCAGUGAACGUCUGAGCUCUGAUUUGGAGCAAAACAAGCGGAUGGCGCACACCCUUACUCUGCAUGCUAGUGCAUAUAAGUGUGGUGACUCAGAUUCACAUAAAAAGUUUCCUUCAAAAUCUUGUCCAUUGAGGUAUGGGAUUUCCAAGAUUCAGGAAGAUGCUUUCAACCUAUGUCAAGCUGGAUUACGUGAAUAUUUGGGUGUACAUGGAAACAAGAUUCAAGGAAGUCAAAAUGGAUGGGGAAUAACAGGUCUUUCUGUUUCAGCCAGUAAAAUUGUUGAUCUACCCUCUGGAACAUGUUCAAUCAUGAAAUACUUUCAUGGUCAAUCAUGUCAAUCUCCAUUGAAGCAAACACCAGAUAACUUCAUACAAGACCCUCCACCAUCAUCCCCCUCAGGUCGUGAAAGCUCUGCGCUGCAACAAGACGCUCCACCAUCAUCCCCCUCAGGUCGUGGAAGCUCUGCGCUACAACUUCAGUAUACUGUUCCUUAUGAGGAUAAACCAAAACAGGAAAACACUGUGAGCGAAGAUCAGAAUUCAUCUUGCUCUUCACCAAAUGGAGCAAAAGAUGCUUUCAGACAUGAAACUUCACUGCCCUUGUCCUCAGUUACUGAAAGUUGCUUGGAACCCACCCGAAGUAAUUCAGAAGGAUGUAUUUCUAGAAAGGAUCCCAGGAUUAUAACACCUAGUUUCAUACACAAAGAACAGAAAAGAAAAACUUUGAGUAACAAGGGAACAAUCUUGAAUUUUUUCAAAAACUGUAAUUCCUCCUGCUCUUCAUUAGAAAUGGAGAAUCUCGACUUGGUUCAAGGUUCAGAAGCACCCCCAGUUGAGCUGAGAAAGGAGAGCCUCCUUGCAGGGUGCACAAAUGAUGGCAGGCAGAGUUCAAGUCAAAAUAUACAGAGGGAUUCAUGGAAUUACAAUAUUGAUGAGAUUGACCCGUCGGUGAUUGAUGAGUUACCACCAGAAAUUCGAGAUGAGGUUCAAGCUUGGAUUCGACCUCAGAAGCGGACUAAUGGUGUUAAACGUGGUUCUACCAUUGCCCAUUAUUUCUCUCGAAAUAAAACUACAUAAAGCAAUAAUGGGGUAUCCUACGUAUAUAGUAAGUAUCAUAUUAUGUAAAUAUAGUCCAAUUUUAGAGGAUUUUGGUUCGUUUGCUAUGGGGUAAUGAAAGUAGACUGGAGGCAUUAAAAUGUAAUUAUCUUCAGGUUAGUCCAUGUAUUUACAUUUGUAUAUACUGAUUUGAUAUUGGAAGCAUGAGUUGCCUAA